GUGGAGUCGGUAUUCAGGCAGAUGAUCUCUCUGGCUCUGCUUUUGUGAGCGCUAGGCUAGCUUGUAAACAAGAGCAAAAACCCCCGGCCGAGUCUCGGAGAAAUUUCAUGACUGAACACGCGGGUGUUUUUUUGGUUACUCACAGCUGCCGUGUACGCCGGUAUUCUUUUCUUUCCGUUUCCACUACAUGUCUUUGCUUUCGACUCUGCAACAUACUGAGACGCUGAUGCUGCCCAAAUGAGCUAACCUCUCAACUGUCUUCAAAGAUAAAAGCAACAUUUUCACUUAGACCUAAGUUUGCUCCUGGCGGCGGAUGUCUCGUCGCCUCUGUCUGAGGUUGGAGGCCAGUUGGAGUCAGGAGGUGGGUCCUAAGCAGCAGCAGUGAUGCGGGCUUCAGUGGCAGGUUGCAGGAUGAGUGUGGGUGCACUUGUUAAUGGGCUGCUGGUGUCUGUGGUCGCAGCUCUCCUUUGGAAAUAUUCCAAGCUGAGCGAGCAUGCUGCUCUGUUGGAGGAAGAGCUGCAUAUGACACAGCAGUCCCAGGAGGUCUCACAGGCCCGUAUCGACUACCAUGUUGCUCUGCAGGCACUUCAGGAACACGGCACCCGCAUGGUCUGCACUGGGAAGAUGCACACUGACCGCAUCUGCCGCUUUGACUACCUCUGUUACUGCUCUGAGGCAGAGGAGUUUGUGUUCUUCCACUCCAAUUCCUCUGUCAUGCUGCCUAACCUGGGGUCCAGACGUUUCCAACCUGCCCUGCUGGACUUGUCUUCAGUAGAAGAUCACAAUACCCAAUAUUUCAACUUUGUAGAGCUCCCGGCUGCUGCUUUAAAGUUUAUGCCCAAGCCUGUGUUUGUACCAGAUAUAACACUGAUCCUGAAUCGGUUUAAUCCUGAUAACCUCAUGCAUGUAUUCCACGACGACCUCCUCCCAGCCUACUAUACCAUGAAGCAGUAUUCAGAUUUGGAUGACGAGGCUCGUCUUGUGUUCAUGGAGGGCUGGGGCGAAGGCCCACACUUUGACCUUUACCGUCUUCUCAGCAGUAAGCAACCGCUUCUCAAAGAACAGCUUAAGAACUUUGGAAAGCUCAUGUGCUUUACUAAAUCUUAUGUUGGCUUGUCCAAAAUGACUACCUGGUACCAAUAUGGGUUUGUCCAACCACAGGGGCCCAAAGCUAACAUCUUGGUCUCAGGCAAUGAGAUCAGGCAGUUUGCCAGAGCUCUGAUGGACAAAAUGAACAUUACAAGGGUAGAGGAGAUGGAGAAGGAGGGAGGAAGCGCUGAGGAUGAGAAGGAGAAAGAGAAGAAGGAUGACUACAUUGUCGUUUUCAGUCGGUCAACAACAAGACUGAUACUGAAUGAAGCAGAGCUAAUCAUGGCGCUGGCCCAAGAGUUUCAGAUGAGAGUGGUCACAGUGUCCUUGGAAGAGCAGUCUUUUCCCAGUAUUGUAGAGGUCAUCAGCGGCGCUUCCAUGUUGGUCAGCAUGCAUGGAGCUCAGCUUAUUACCUCACUCUUCCUCCCUAGAGGUGCUGCUGUGGUGGAGCUGUUCCCUUUUGCUGUGAACCCAGAGCAGUAUACACCAUAUAAAACUCUUGCCUCCCUUCCAGGCAUGGACCUUCACUACAUCUCCUGGAGGAACACUAAGGAGGAGAAUACUGUCACCCACCCAGACAGAUCCUGGGAACAAGGAGGCAUUGCUCACUUGGACAAAGAGGAGCAGGAUCGGAUCCAGGCAAGCAAGGAAGUCCCCAGGCACCUUUGCUGCCGCAACCCAGAGUGGCUCUUCCGGAUCUAUCAGGACACUUUAGUGGACAUCCCGUCCUUCCUGGAAGUCCUCAAAGAAGGCAUGAAGACCAAGCCCAGCUUAAAAAAGGCCAAGGUGGCCAGCAUGGUCCAUCCGGGCCGGGUCAGAGAACCUAAAUGUCAAACUUCAGUACAAACCACUAAUGAGGCUAAACUCACAGUCUCUUGGCAGAUCCCAUGGAAUUUGAAAUUCCUAAAAGUGAGAGAGGUGAAGUACGAGGUGUGGAUCCAGGAGCAGGGAGAGAACACCUACAUGCCUUAUAUCCUUCCCCAGCAGAACUACACGUUUUCAGAAAACAUUAAGCCCUUCACCACUUACCUGGUGUGGGUUAGGUGCAUCUUCAACAAGAAUCUCUUAGGCCCCUUUGCCGAUGUUCUUACAUGCAGGACCUAGUGUGAGCACGAGGCCUGCUUAUUUGUUUGUGCAGUUUCAUACAAUGGUGAAGUCACUGUUUCAGUCAAUCACUUUGGAAAAGGGGGACUCUGUUGGAUUAUAGUCUGUAAAGUGGCUGUUGCAUGGUGCUGUUUCCAUGCUCAGCCUGGGAUGAACUGCAGAAGACUUGAACCAGGGUCAGAAACGGUCAAUAAUGAAUGAAAAGUUCAUCGCUUUUAUUUAGAAAGAAAGUGCAAAACUAUGUCUCUUCUAAUAAAACUAGAAUUCAGAUCAGAAGAUUUAUUUGUGAAAAAUAAUAUAUAAAAUGUUUUAUGUGUUAGUCAAAACACUGGUUCUUUACCUUUUACAGUAUGCAAUGUAGUUUCUCUGUAAGGAACAAAAGACAUUUUAGAAUACGAUUUUUAAAAAAAUGUUUUUUGACUUGUCUAUUGGUGUGUGUGUGUGUGUGUGUGUGUGUGUGUGUGUGUGUGUGUGUGUGUGUUUUCAGGGUGUCCGUUUGGGGGAAAAAAAAUAUUCAGGCCUGAUAUUUAAGAUUAUAUAAUUUAAUUGCACAGAAAUUUUGAUUCUACUCGUUUUUUACAUAGUUUUAAAUGUAAAGUAGAGCUGGGCGAUAUAAGAUUUUUUCAUAUCACGAUAUGUUUUUUUCAUUUCAGGCGAUAACGAUAUAUAUCACGAUAUAAGCCAA
Oreochromis aureus is the source of this 2878-nucleotide messenger RNA. It is a transcript of the gene pomgnt2, whose product is annotated as protein O-linked mannose N-acetylglucosaminyltransferase 2 (beta 1,4-). Gene Ontology annotation, cellular component: endoplasmic reticulum. Bases 385 to 2193 code for a protein of 602 amino acids. The transcript has 2 exons. NCBI's taxonomy places the organism in Eukaryota, Metazoa, Chordata, Actinopteri, Cichliformes, Cichlidae. Gene Ontology annotation, biological process: protein O-linked glycosylation via mannose. The record is from RefSeq and is a predicted model, not a curated record. Gene Ontology annotation, molecular function: protein binding; protein O-acetylglucosaminyltransferase activity.